Abrus precatorius (Indian licorice) is the source of this 2011-nucleotide messenger RNA. Its product is annotated as transcription termination factor MTERF2, chloroplastic. Lineage: Eukaryota; Viridiplantae; Streptophyta; Magnoliopsida; Fabales; Fabaceae. Gene Ontology annotation, molecular function: double-stranded DNA binding. The record is from RefSeq and is a predicted model, not a curated record. Gene Ontology annotation, biological process: regulation of DNA-templated transcription. The coding region runs from base 133 to 1881 and encodes 582 amino acids. The transcript has 5 exons.
AAUUGUUUCCCGUCUCGUAGGGUUUAAGAUUUAUAUUGUUUUAAGGCUUCAGGACAUGAGAGUAGACAGUCGAGAGGGUGAUGGCAUAAGUAUUUGAGAGAGAGAAAGAAAAGAAAUAGCGGUAAUGUGAAGAUGUUGGUUCAAAUUCACAGAAAUUGGUUUCUUCCAGUCCCAGUUGCGUUUGCACACAAGAUGGAGGUGAAUAAAUGCGUGAUAUGGAAGCAUCCUCCAAUUGAAGAUGGAAGAAGAAGAAGAAAAAGACGACGACGAAAUUGGCGUUGUGGUUCGGGGGAGGCAAUCUCGGAAUGGGAAGUGGAGGAGGCUGGUAAGGCAGUUUCAAGUUAUCUAGAAGAAUUGGGGGUGUCGGAGGAGAAUUCAGUGUGGAUCGCGUCAAAGUCACGCGCAUAUGUGAAGAUGUUGGUGGAAGGGGUGAGGGAUUUGGAGCAGUGGGAUGAGCAAAUUGCAGGGUUGAGCUUCAAGGAGAAGAUUAUUAAUAUUGCGACUAAAAAAGGAGAGAAAGGGAAAGUAGCGUACCUAGAGACUUUGGGCUUGAGUCUUUCUUCGUCUAUGAAUGUGGCCAGGUAUCUUUCUGCUGACACCCUCCCGUCUCUGAUAAACAAGGUUACGCGUAUGAAGCAACUCUUAUUUUCUGCCGAUCUUGAUGAUUGUGAUUACUUUCGCUUAUUCAUUAAAAAUACUCGCCUCAUGAUGCGCCACUUAUCUAUUUCCAUUGACGAAGAUCUGCAACACACUUUGUCCUUUUUGGAAAAGGUUGAAGCGAGACGUGGUGGUCUAAAUAUUUUGGCUUCCAGAGAUUCCGCUUUCCAUUACUUGAUCGAAUCAUUUCCUCGUCUUCUUCAGUUAUCAGUAAACGAUCACUUCGCUCGUUUACUGGAUUUUCUUCACAACAUUGGAAUCCCUGUUUUUCGCAUCCCAUACAUAAUACUGGCUUUUCCUCCUCUUCUGUUCUGGAAUCCGCACCUCCUUAAAACUAGAAUCCUCUCCUUGAACCAGAUUGAUAUCGUGGAUGAAGAUUAUGCUAAGUUGUUGCUAAAAUAUCCUUGGAUUCUAUCUACGAGCAUUCAAAGGAAUUACACGGAGGUCCUUGCCUUUUUAUACUCUUUGAAGGUUCCAACGACUUGGAUAGACCGUGCAAUUGAAAGCCAGCCUCAUCUAUUGGGUUGUUCAACUAGCAAGCUGAAGUUGAUGGUGGAUCAGUUUGCAGAACUAGGAGUUCAAGGCAAAAAGUUGAAUCGGGUUAUUGCUAAAAGUCCUCAACUACUAUUGCGGAAGCCUGAAGACUUUCUACAGAUUGUUCUGUUCUUUGAAAAUAUGGAUUUUGAUAAAGAAACUGUUGGGAGAAUACUUGCCCGCUGCCCUGAAAUUUUUGCUGCCAGCAUCAAUAAUACACUACAGAGGAAGAUUGAAUUCCUUGGUGGGGUUGGUGUUUCUAAAACUUUCCUUUGUGGGGUUAUCAGAAAGUAUCCAGAAUUACUUGUUUCUGACACUGACACAACUUUACUGCAAAGGGUACUGUACUUGAUGAAAUUAGGGCUUUCAGAGAAAGAUAUUGCAUUUAUGGUACGCACAUUUUCUCCUCUCCUUGGGUACAGUAUAGAUGGGGUUCUGAAGCCAAAAAUAGAAUUCUUGGUGAAUUCAAUGGAGAGGCCAGUAAGAGAUGUGGUGGGCUACCCUAGGUAUUUUAGCUAUUCACUAGCAAAGAAGAUAAAGCCCAGAUAUUGGGUGUUGAAAGGAAGGAAUAUCAAAUGUAGUUUAAAGGAUAUGCUGGGAAAAAAUGAUGAAGAAUUUGCUGCUGAAUUUAUGGAUGUCGGAAGGAUGCUCGUUUAUCCUCCUGUGCCUUCUUCUAAUGAUAGCCUGUAAAUAUCAUAAUAGUGCUGUAUUUUUAGAUGUUAUUCCCAUUGUAGAAAUUAUAUUUAUUCCAACAUAAUCUUGUGUCCCAUGUAAUCAUUCAGAAAAGAAAGAAAUACCCUCUUCAAUAAGAAGAAAAAAA